Molecule: messenger RNA, 2016 nt
Organism: Oryzias latipes (Japanese medaka)
Lineage: Eukaryota; Metazoa; Chordata; Actinopteri; Beloniformes; Adrianichthyidae
Source: RefSeq, a predicted model, not a curated record
AUGUUUGUGAACGACAAAUGGUGCAACCCGAGACACACCAGUGUCAAGGAGAGAUUCUGUACACGGAUCAUCGAGCUGCUGGCUGUCGGACUUCGGCCGUAUUACCUGCCGCGGGACUUCUUGAAACACUUUGGGGAGAAAGUGGCCCUGUUUUACCUGUGGCUGGGCUGGUACACCACUUUUCUGAUUCCAGCUGCUGUUUUGGGCCUUCUGGUGUUCCUGUGUGGCAUGGCAUUUUUUGACAACAACCCUCUCAUUGAGGAAGUUUGUGACUCCAACAUCACCUUGUGUCCUCGCUGUGAGAAAAACUGUAAACCACAGAACCUGAAGGACAAUUGUUUCUAUGCAAAGGUCAGCUAUUUGUUUGACAAUUCAGCCACAGUGGCUUUUUCCCUUUUCAUGGCCUUCUGGGCCACUACAUUACUGGAGCUUUGGAAGAGAUACCGGGCAAAGAAAGUGUCCAAAUGGGAAGUUUACGACUGGAAUGAGGAAGAGGAGGAACUCAUUUUGGAGCUCGUCAAUGAUCCAGAAUACAAACCCAAAAAGCGCCAUCAUUCCUAUGGAUGGAACAUGGUGCUCCUGGCUGGGGGUUCUCUCAUGAUGCUGUUGAUCAUUGGAAUUGUUCCUGCUCUUGUGGUGUUUCGAGUCACUGUUCGUCCCCUGCUGCUUAAAAGUAGUUGGCAGUUCAUAGAAAAAAACGCCAACACUUUGGUUUCAAUCCUGGGAGCUGUGCUGCAUUACAUCACCAUCCAGAUCAUGAAUAGGGUCAACAGAUGGGUGUCACAAAAACUGUCUGAAUUAGGCAAAUCAAAGUCCCGUUCUGACAGAGAGAAUACCUUCACCAUCAUGAUGUUCACCUUCCAGUUCUUCACCUUGUUCUCCUCUCUCUUUUACAUUGCCUUCUUCCUCGGCAGGAUAAAUGGCUAUCCUGGAAACUAUUUACAAAUCGCAGGACAAAGACUGGAGGAGUGCCACCCCAGCGGCUGUUUGACAAAUCUCUUCAUCCAGAUGAUUGUCAUCAUGACCCUAUCGCAGUUUUUCAGCAAUAUUGCUGAGCUCACCAGACCCUGGUUGACAAAGCAGUGGAGAAAACUAAUGACAACAAAGGACAUGACUCUUUGUGAUCGCAAAAUCUCCAUUCCCUGGCCAAAGGAGGGCUAUGGAAAAGGCAAACCUCCUAGCACUGAUGAUAAACAUCAGUAUUGUUGGAAGGAGCGAUGUGAUGACUGCUUGGGAGAAUAUUGGGAGAAAAACUACGAGCUGACUGACACGAAUGAUUACAAUCUGUUCUAUGAGACCCUGAAGAUGGUGAUUCAGUUCAGUUUCACCACCUUAUUUGUGGCUGCGUUCCCUCUUGCACCCUUGAUGGCUUUGAUCAACAACGUUGGUGCAAUCCGUCUGGCUGCCAUCAGGAUGGUCCGGCUCCAAAGACUCCUGGUUCCAAAAAAGACCAACAGUAUUGGUGUUUGGACAAAUGUCUUGGAGGCUAUUGGAGUUUUGGCAGUGAUUACUAACGGUUUGGUCAUUGGGGUCACAUCCGAAUUUAUUCCUCGCCUCGUCUACCGUUACGGGUACGGCCCAUGUGCUAUGGGAGUGCCCAACACACACUGCAUGAGUGGUUACAUUAACAGCACUCUGACGACGGCCUACAUGCUUCACAACAAAACAGAUGAGUUUGUUUCUCCGAAGCGAAGACAUUUCUCCAUUGUGACUGAGUGCAGUUUUAGAGGCUUUAGAGAUCCAGACGACCACUCUGUGACAAGUCAGUACUGGUGGGUGCUGGCAGCGCGUUUUACCUUCAUCAUCACCUUUGAGCAUCUUCUGCUGAUGUUUAAGGCUGUAGCAGCCUGGUUUGUUCCCAGUGAAUCCCAUAGUGUGAAGAAUGAUCGGCUGAAAAACAAGCUGGAAAGACUAAAGCAAGCAGGAAAAGAAAAAAGUGAAGUAUAACCUGCCACAGCUGAUGUCAGAUCUGCUUCUUCUGUCCUGGGUGAUUUAAGGGGAAAUGUUUAUUUUUUU